ACAUCAACAUCUGAAGGGAUCAUAAUGAUCUAGAUUUAGGCAUUCUCAUUAGAUCACGCAACCAUUUUCAAUUUGUUUACUGGAUCUAUUUAGAAGUCAUAGACUAGCCUUAGAUCUAUUAUAGAUUGAUAAAUCUGGAACAUAAGUGUAUGCCUACAUGCCUAGAUCUAGAUUUAAUGUAGCAUCUAUCUAAUAUAAAAUGAAUCUAUAGAUCUAGUGACUAGUGGUUAUUGCAAUGGAUUGAAUGGUUGAAAUUGAAGAUGUAUUGCAUUACUAGAUCUAGCUCUAGAUGUAGGUCUACGUCUAGAUGUGGAUUUUUCUGAAUCAAUGUAAAAUUGAACUUGGAUAUAGGCCUACUACUUCGAUUCAUUUUAGAUUUAGAUUAGAUCUAGUGUAUUGCUAUCAAAUGCCAGAGAUACAUAAUGUACAAGAACAAGUUUAUACCACCAGCUGAUGAAUUAACAGCCUGUACAGGAAGAUUGAUUGUAAGUGAAGCAGCACCAGAUCAGUUCUACCACGGCUGGUACCCUGUUCGAAAAUGCUCGUUCCCAGGCCACGAAUCAGCCCCGGGAGCUGGACUGCCCUCCUCAAAACGUCUAACUACGUUUCGAAACUAUCGCGUAGUGUGUGAAAUUUGUGAUCAUCAAGACAAUGUUUCGUGGACGGGAGAAAAAGAAUGGUGUUGUCCCAAAAACAACGUGGUGUUCUAUCCAGCGCCAGACUCCAGAAACGAAGCAACCCUGUCUACUUGUGUGACCAAAAUGUGUGUCCCGGACACCUACUGGCGUUUUCAUGACAAGCAUCUAACGAAGCCUAAUGGGUCUAUGCCUAAAAACUGUAGAGUUCACGCCUCAAACUGGUUUAAAGAAGAGAUAGAUCACAUCAACUCUUUAAAUCUGAUCAAAAAGAAUAUCACUCAGCAUCACCGCCUUACUUCUAUGAGAAUUGAGAAGCAUAUGAAUGAUGCGCUGAAAGACAUCUACCAACUGAAAGAUGGGGAAAACAACAAGAAAUCACCUCUGCCUCCUCUUGUCUCAAACCAGGAAUCAUGCAUACUGGGCACCGGAGGAAGGGCUUCCAAUAAAAUCUCUGGGACUCAUUCCGUUCUCAGAAUAUAGACAUUGCACCUUUGUAGAUAUUUUGCUAAUGGAUAUAGUAGCCUAAUAAGGGCCUAUGCUUAUAGAUGUGUUUAAUUCAUGAGGGAUUGAUUCUUUUAUCUUAGAAAUGUCAUUAAUAUUUCAUUUAGAAAUUCAUACUUGAAGUGUCAAGAAAUAUUUGAUUAUGUCUGUAAUUAUUAGUUAAUUGAAAAAAAAAGUGAAACUAUAGUUGAAUACAAUUUUUAAUGCACUACAAAAGAAAAAGAAAGUUUUCUUCUUAUCUAUAGUGAUUGUCAAUGUGUACACUCCAUUGUUGUAUAUAGGCAAGUGUGAAAGGCUCUAAGGAGAUGAUGGUUUAAGUAAUUGUUUAAUUAUAUAUACUAUAGGCUUCUAACUAGUUUGUUUGUUUAUUAGCCUAUGUUUUAACCACAUUAUUUGGUACGAGAAUUUUUUUAUUUUUAAAUUCUCAUGAUUGGGUCUGAAUAGCUUGAAAAGAGACACACUUUAAAUAUUUCUUUGGUGAAAUGAAGUUAUGUUAUUUACAAUCAUAUCUACUGUGAAAUGCAGAACUGUUUAGAUGAUUAGAUUAGAUUUAGAGUCCUACAAUAUAUGAAUCUGAUUGUCUUUAUAUGAAAAAAGAAGUUUUUUAGCAGCUCCCGAAAGGGGAAAAGACGCUAUUAGUUUUGUGUGGAAUGUCUUUCCGUCCGUCCAUCCCGUUUAGAGCUCGUAAACUAGAAAAGAUAGUGAAAAUCCGACAUCAUAAUAUUUUAGACCAUCCAAAGUUCUGAUGCAAUGGCUACUUUUUACUUUUCUGAAAGCAAAAAAUCUAAUUUUUUAAAUCACUUAAGCAAGAAGUUCUUUCAUAAAAAUACACCACUUUUACAACUAUUCACUAUAUAUAGUAACAAACACAGGAGGAUCUUUAGCAGGGGAUGUAGCUAUUUACCAUAUUUUUAACACAUUUAUGCAAACGGUUAGAUUUUUUGUCAA
Messenger RNA from Biomphalaria glabrata, 2087 nucleotides. RefSeq lists its product as uncharacterized. NCBI's taxonomy places the organism in Eukaryota, Metazoa, Mollusca, Gastropoda, Planorbidae. The coding region runs from base 423 to 1118 and encodes 231 amino acids. The record is from RefSeq and is a predicted model, not a curated record. The transcript has 5 exons.